AUGGAGAACAAAUCCAUUAUGGAAGAGCUGCUGGUAAAGAAGUCUCAGCAGAAGAAAAUGGUGUCACGCAGCAAUUACAAAGAACGACUGUUUGUUCUUACAAAAACAAGCCUCUCUUACUAUGACUACGACUAUGGCAAGGAGAAAAGAGGAACCAGAAAGGGGUCGAUUGACAUAAAGAAAAUCCGAUGUGUGGAAGCAGUGCAUCUUGUGGAGGAGACCCCUCCAGAGAGGCAAUAUCCCUUCCAGAUUGUGUACAAAGAUGGCCUGCUCUAUGUUUUCUCUGCGAAUGAAGGAAGCCGAAGACGAUGGUUGGAUGCUUUGCAUAGAGAGAUCAAGGACAAUGAAGAUCUACUAAACAAGUAUCACAAAGGAUUCUUUUCGAGUGGAAAGUUCCUCUGCUGCAGUCAGGCUUGUAAAGCAGCACCUGGGUGCACCGUCUGGGAAAAAUACUCCAGCCUACAGAGUGCAAGCAGUUCCAUGAAACCACUGCCACCCUUACCAAGACAAUGGUCGAGUAUGAAGCACAUGGAGUACCAGCCUGCAAGUCCAACAUCUGCUAAGUCAUUUCUGAAAGAAAGAGCAUCUGUUCAUAACUAUGAACCCAAAGGCAGUGGUGUUCUGAAACAUAAAGAACCUGAUUGGUGGCAAGUGGGAGACAUGGAAGGGGGAAGUGCUGAGACGGCUGAAGUUCUGUCAACAGAAGAGGAGGAAAACACCGCUAACUAUGAUUGGUAUGCUGGUAGUCUCUCAAGGGCCCAGGCGGAACAAUUGCUACGGCAAAAGGGGAAAGAAGGUGCUUUUAUGGUUCGCAAUUCUAGUCAUGAGGGGAAAUUAACCGUAUCUGUACUCAGCAUGACCUAUAGGGACAAAAAAGGAAUAGUGAAACAUUACCAUGUGCAUGUAAACAGCGCAAACCAGUUCUACCUGGCUAAGAAUUACUGUUUUGAUUCACUCCCCAAACUUAUUUACUAUCAUCAACACAAUUCAGCAGGUAUAGUUACGAGGCUUCGACAUGCAGUGUCUCCAAAGGCAAACAAAGUUCCAUCCACAGCAAGUUUGAGAAAUGGGCCAUGGGAGCUCAAGCGUGAAGAGAUUGUCUUGCAGAAAGAAAUAGGGAGUGGCCAGUUUGGAGUGGUGCAGAUGGGAAAAUGGAAAGGGAAAUAUGAUGUUGCUGUUAAAAUGAUCAAGCAAGGAUCAAUGUCUGAAGAUGAAUUCAUAGAAGAAGCUGAGACCAUGAUGAAGCUGGAUCAUCCCAAACUUGUUAAACUGUAUGGCGUCUGCACAAAGACUUACCCCAUCUAUAUAGUGGCUGAAUACAUGGCUAAUGGCUGCUUACUUAAUUAUUUAAAAAAACAUGGGAAAGAGCUGCAUCGCUUUCAGCUUGUGGAAAUGUGUUUCCAUGUUUGUGAAGCGAUGGCUUUCCUUGAGAGCCAUCAGUUCAUACAUCGAGACUUGGCUGCUAGGAAUUGUCUGGUUGAUACAGAUCUAACUGUGAAGGUGUCUGAUUUUGGAAUGACAAGGUAUGUACUGGAUGACCAGUAUGUCAGUUCCUUAGGAACAAAAUUCCCAGUGAAGUGGUCAGCUCCUGAGGUGUUCCAUUAUGCCAAGUUCAGCAGCAAGUCUGACGUGUGGGCCUUUGGAAUCUUAAUGUGGGAGGUGUUCACGCUGGGGAAACCACCCUAUGAGCGGUAUGACAACAUGCAAGUGAUCGAGAAGGUUUGCCGCGGUUACCGGCUCUAUCGGCCACAGCUGGCUUCCAAGGCUGUCUAUCAAAUCAUGUGCAGUUGCUGGCAUGAGUUGCCUGAAAACAGGCCCACAUUUCACCAUCUGCUUUUGCUCAUGGAACUGCAGAGAAAGGAUGACAAACCCUGA
Messenger RNA from Varanus komodoensis (Komodo dragon), 1875 nucleotides. It is a transcript of the gene BMX, whose product is annotated as BMX non-receptor tyrosine kinase. The transcript is spliced from 17 exons. Gene Ontology annotation, molecular function: ATP binding; non-membrane spanning protein tyrosine kinase activity. Lineage: Eukaryota; Metazoa; Chordata; Lepidosauria; Squamata; Varanidae. Gene Ontology annotation, biological process: peptidyl-tyrosine autophosphorylation; adaptive immune response; B cell receptor signaling pathway. The coding region runs from base 1 to 1875 and encodes 624 amino acids. The record is from RefSeq and is a predicted model, not a curated record.